AUGUGUUAUCCUUUAUCCGUCAACAACUAUUGGAAGGCGACGAUGGCAGCUACCACAGUAACAGCCUCAUAUGAUGAUGGAUUAUACCAUCCUCCCACACCUACCGCUUCACUUCCUUCAUCAACAGCUGUCCAAUCCACCACCAUCACUGUGGCCACCCCGGCGGCUACGCUUACUCCCGUUCUUCUGAUUCCGUCAUCAGCUUUCUUGUCUCACUCCGAUUCUUCCACAUCUGCAUCUGAUAUCAUGAAGAACAAUGGGCAACUCACUAGCAUCGCUACUUCCACCUCAACUCUGGCCUCUAUCACACCCUCAGCUCGAACAAGUUCAAUAGCACAACCAGAGACCCCUCGAAACUCUAGCCCUCUGAUCCUUGGUGUCUUUAUCUUCCUUUUUUUGUUUCUUGGUGUGACCUUCUUUGCUGGAUAUAUGUGCCGAAAUCCAUUUAGAAGAUGGAGAGAUAAUCGUCGCUUAAGACAUUCACCAAUGUUUGGAGAUUUUUCAACUCGAUAUGAGGAAUCUGAUGAAAUGUUAGAAGUAGGAUGGCAGGAAAGGUAUCAAGUUGAUGAAGAAAAAGAAGAAAUUUUAAAUCAUGAAUUACAUCCUCAAACUCCUUCUGACCCUUUUGCACGAUCGAUUCCUCGUCGAAGUCAAAUUCAAUCUUAUCUUGCAUCUCGAAACCCGUCCACGACUAAUCCAGUGGAACACAUCGGUAACGAACGCGGAUGGCUCUGGGGAACUCGACGAUCAAAGGCUUCACGUUCUAAUGUCAUACCAGGACUAGGAACUGGCCAUUAUCGAGCCAAGUCUAACAGAUCGCGUGCAAGUAAUUCGCGUCAACAGUUGGACGACGGGUUACUCACUCCUUCAGUAUAUUCAGCCUCAACAUAUUCGGAACCUGUUUCAUACGAUCCCAAGACAAACACACAGGAAGGAGACGAUUUCAGACCCAACUCAGAACAAAUGGACAAAGAGCUCAACGAAUAUCUCGCUGAGAGUCGAACCACUGUUACAUCGAAAGAGUACGCACAGCAGCUCAAAACCGCCUCACGGAGCCAUGGCCCAUUCUCUCAAGGAGGUUAUCUUGAUCGCUUGAAGGAAAGCAUCAGCAGUCGCUCGGCUUUUAGUCGUUCUUCCCGUGCUAGAGGUAUGAACGAUUCAAAUAAGGGUCGCUGGAAUGAAAUUGGACAGCUUGAAGAAGACGAAGAUUACGAAAGUGAAACUGAGCGCACUGUCAUGAUGGAUUUCAAGACACCAACCAAACCCAAAUCAUCCCGAACGCGCCCUAGCGAGUUAUCUCUCGCAGAUAUCCCAUUACCAGAAGUCCCUCUUCUUGCCUGGGACGUCGCCUCUUCACCAUUCAAACAGAAAUACCGAGCGCAUGGUGGUGAUGAAGACCCAAAUUACCUUGAUAGCUCUGUGAACAACACUCCAGUAAGAAGAAGUACCAGAGGAUGGACUCUUUCAGACCAAGCCCGACCUCCUGCUUCAUUCACUGCAGCUCUCCCUAGCUCCUCUAAUCUCACUCCUCUUAGAAACCAGCUACAGGAUUCGAAGCGUGCCGAGGAUCGAGAAGCGAUCCGAAACUCUUUAUCUAUGUCUCAUUCUCAAAUCCUCUCCCCUGAGCUUCAACCGAAUCUCUUCUUUACGGCUGCAAGUCCUCCAAAUCACCAUCAAAAGGCCAAAAAGAUGACCAAAGAAUCAAAAGUGAUGAACGCAUUGCUCGGCUCUUCUGAUCAAAUCUAUUCACUUACUGGAAUCGCACAACUAAUCUUUCCAACCGAUUCAAGUGAUGGACCUUCGACUCCGAAAAGUCAUAAAAUGCACACCACUCGAUCUACUCCCGUUCAUUCAGAAAGCUACACAACCCUUCCGACUCCUAAAUCUCAACGUAGAAAAAAACGAAGCGAAACGAUCUCUGAACAAUCUAUGAUCAAUCAGAUUUCACCAUCUCCAAAAAGAACAUCUGCUAUUAAACAUCGAGUACCAUCCCGAGAAUUCGAAAAAGAACUUGUAUCAAACCAAAUCCUCCAAUCUGUUUCAUCUGAUUCUCCACUUCGUAAUACUGAAAUUCAUCCUGGAGGGUUUAUUGGUCGGUCACCUACUAAGAAACUUAAGAAGAAAAUCGUGAUUGGAACUUCUGCAAAAACAAACUUACAACUCAAACGUGAACAAGAACGUGCUUUUGAUGUGAUUGAUAGUAUUGUUCAAACUAGUCCACGUAGAAUUCAGAAUUGA
Molecule: messenger RNA, 2238 nt
Organism: Melampsora larici-populina 98AG31
Lineage: Eukaryota; Fungi; Basidiomycota; Pucciniomycetes; Pucciniales; Melampsoraceae
Exons: 3
Coding region: 1-2238 (745 amino acids)
Source: RefSeq, a predicted model, not a curated record